Messenger RNA from Benincasa hispida (wax gourd), 3163 nucleotides. RefSeq lists its product as uncharacterized. The record is from RefSeq and is a predicted model, not a curated record. Gene Ontology annotation, molecular function: DNA binding. Gene Ontology annotation, cellular component: nucleus. NCBI's taxonomy places the organism in Eukaryota, Viridiplantae, Streptophyta, Magnoliopsida, Cucurbitales, Cucurbitaceae.
UAAUGCUUAGAGAUUUUAGAUAGGCAGAAAAGAAAGAUCCUUUUCAUGUUGUUAAAGAAUACGUUGUGAGGAUAGAUAAAGGGUCAGUGAUCAAACAGAACUUCAAAAUAGUAAAAAAGGAAGUAACUUUGAAGUGUAAAUCAAGGUUUAUUAUACUAAUCUUCCUCAAAUUAGAACAUCACUGUUCAGCGCACAUCCAAGGAUUUUGGCAAGUUUCAAAUCCACUUUUUGGUUUUCUUUUUCUUUUUUUAAUAACUUUAUGUUGUGGAAAUUCUUGCCAGUAUAUUACCAUUGUGUAUGCACGUUCUUUAAAGUAGGUUUUAUUCAUAUUCUCAUUCCUCUGCAAACCCAUAGGCCCUGUUUCUCUUCGUUUAUCCGAUCAUUGGGGAGCAAUUUAAGUUUCAUUUAUUCAGCAUUCUUGCUUGUCUCUCGAGCUCUUCCAUUCACGUGAAAUUCAGACAUUCUUUUGUCGUCUUAUGCAUUUCAGUUGUCUGUAUUUGGGAUUCUCCAAGAUGGGUUUCUUUUUUUUAACCCAAUUGAUUGAUUGCUUCCAACCGAUGGUUACUUGGGGAAGAUAAUUUUGUAGCUUACUUUCUAUUUAUGGGGGAGGUGGGGGAGCUUCUGGGGAUUAUGCAGAUUGCUUUGAUGGCUCUUAAUGUAACCUAGAUUUUGUUUGUUAAUGAUGAUUUGGGAACUAUGAUAUGAUUUGGGUUUGUUGGGGUUGAAGAAGUUUACAAGAAAGAAGAUGGUGUUUUGCCUGUUUAUUCUGGUGGGUUUGUUUUGAAAGCUCAUAAACUUUGAUCUUUCUGUAUAAUGGAGUCGUGGAACUAUGGUUCUCAAGGGAAGGGAUUUCUGUCUGAUGAGAUGAAUUCAUCUACUAAUUCACCUCUGAGAAGUAAAUAUUCUUUGUUGGGUUGGGAAUUCAAGAACCCAUGUAGUUUUGGGGACAACAUGCUUCUUUCAAGUGGUGAUCAGCAUGUGGAGAAUCAGAGCUUUGGGGAACUGGAAUUUCCCCAAAUGGUUGGAAAACAAUUACCUGAUGAUUCUGUCAGUGAUGUCUUGAAUACUAAAAUUGCUGGAGGUAGAAACUUGAAUCUGGUUUUGCCCACUUCUCAUCCACUUCAUGGAGAAGAGGAGUCCACUUCAAAGUUCUCUGGCUCCAUCGCAGACUCUAACAAUCGAGAUUCAUCUCUUAUUGAUUUGAAGCUGGGCAGAUUUAUUGAUCAAGGGGAUGCUCACAGUUCUAAAUACUGCAAGAGAGCUGCAAUUUCAUCUUCCACUGAAUCAUCAACUUCUCAGAAGAAAAUGCGAUCUCAAGGGGUGAAUUUCCAGACAGCGUUUUGCCAAGUCUAUGGAUGUAACAAAGAUCUCAGCUCCUCUAAAGACUACCACAAGAGGCAUAAAGUUUGUGAGGUUCAUUCAAAGACUGCCAAAGUUAUUGUGAAUGGCAUUGAACAGAGGUUUUGUCAGCAAUGCAGCAGGUUUCAUUUGCUUGUUGAAUUUGAUGAUGGUAAACGCAGCUGUCGUAAACGGCUUGCAGGUCACAAUGAACGAAGAAGAAAGCCUCAAGUCAGUUUUCAUUCAGGAAGGGCACAGAGGUUGCUUCAGCCAUAUAAUGGUAUUGGAGACAGCAGAUUUCAGGAGAAAGCGUUGACUGCAACUUCAUUUAUCUGCAAAGAUAUACUGUCCAGUGGUCUGUAUUAUCCAGAAAAGCUUGGAGAAAAUGAUUGGUGUAAGCGUAUAAAAGUUGAGGGCAAGAAUGAUUAUACUUCUAUUUCUGCAACUUCACUGGGCAACAGGCAUUUGAAUGUGAAAUCUCCCUUGCUUCCCUAUGAUUUUGAAGUACAGAUUCCUCCUUUUCAAGAAAAUGGAACUAGUACAGCACCUACAGUUAACAUGUUAAGUGAGACAACUUGCCAAUAUUCACAUAAUGUGGGAGGUCCCCAUAUUGAUACACAUCCUUUGUUCCACCAUGCUACCUUAUCAAGCGAAGACUUUGGAGUUUAUGAUGCAGCAUCAACCAUCCAAGGACUUUCUGGAAUUCCGGACUCUGGUUGUGCUCUCUCUCUUCUGUCAUCUCAAUCACAAAGUGCAUCAAACCAUCCAUCCUUAGUUCACAUUCCUCGUGCUUUCAUUAUGUCCGAGAGUCAAUCAAAUUACAGCAUGAGUGAACUCUCUGAAAAGCUCAUGGGAGUGAGCCCACAGGCUUCUUCAACUGGGAUUUCGAGUAAAUUUGCCUCGGGGAUGAGUGAAGCUCAAAUCGGUCCCAUACCGACGUGUGAAAGUUGUGAUCGUACUGUCACCUUUCAGAUUCCUGAUAGGGUUCUUCAUAGAUCAGGUUUGGCAAAUCCCAAAGCCAAUCUUUCCUAUGAACGCACUCCAACUAUUGACUUGCUACAACUCUCAUCACAACUCCAGCGAGUGGAACAUCAAAGGCACUCCAUGCAGGACUCUGCGUAGGAGAGACGUCAUGGAGGCUGGCGAGAAGUCAAAGCUUGAACCCAUCACCCCUAUGUCAAUGGUACAUUUUGUUAGCCAAGGAAAGAAUAAAUUGUUGUAUAAUCUUCCCAUCUAGUACCUCUAACCUUGUCUUCUUUCCUGAUUCUGCUGUUGUUUUUGUAAUACUAAUACCAAUGCUUUUAUCAUGGGACUAACUAGUCGAAUCCCGAAAAAUUUUUGUUGUCAAAUUUAGUUCAUAUGGUUAUUGUAGUCCUCAGAGAUCUACCCUUUGGUUAAGAUGCUACACUUGUGCUUAAUGUCUCAUUGCAUGUGCCUACGGUUGAAGGUUUUGUCCUUAGAAGUCCUUUCAUUGCUUUCAUCCAAUUCCUUUUGGAAAGUUUAUAUAUAUAUAUAUAUAUAUCAAGAAGCAAUCACUUUUAUUUGAAAGGGGAUCUGGGUAUGGCUGAAGUUUGUUAUCAACACUGGAUCUGGGUUAGGAUUUUCCUCUAUUUGAAAGGGGAAAAAUUGCUUCGAGUUGUUUCAACACUUAAACCAAACGAAAGGAAGCAAAGUAGGAAGCAAAGUAGAAUGGUGUGCAUAGUUUGAUUUGGUUUGGUUCAGUUUUGGGUAUAGAGAACAGAAGUAGGAUGGAUGGAAUGCAUGUCAAUUACUGGUGUGUUAAAUUUACUGACAAGAUAUAUAUUUGGCCCAUAUUUAGUCUCUA